AUUGAUCUACAUAAUAAUCAUUUCAUUACUAUAUCCCUUUAGGAUCGCCUCACUCUGAAAAGAUGGAAUUCGUCUUUAACAUUUAUUCAGUAUACUUUCUAGUUCUUGUAAGCUUUGAGGCUGGCACUAACUGCUCAUUGAUGUGGUGUGGUGUUCUCGUAUUACCAAUUAAGGUAGAAACCCUUAAUAUUUCCCGAAUUAACUGCUCAUAUAUGUCUACUCCAUACUUCCAUACUUUAUCUUAAUGACAUAAUGCUAUAUAAGCUAUGAUGAUAUUAAGUGAUCGUGCGCACUAAAUCGGAGUUCACCUAUAGAAAAAAAAAAUUAAAGAUAUUUCACUUGUAGAGCUUAAUUAAAUCUACUAUAAAUUAGAAUAAAAUGUCUGAAAUAUUAAGUAUAUCUCUAUCUCAACCUUCUAAUCAUGUGAUAACACAUUUAUAUAAUACUCAAGAAUCACAUAUACCUUAUACAAAGAAAGCUCCAGUUAAUUAUACUAAUGGAGUAUUUCUUUCAACAUCUUUACAAAAUGGAUAUACUAAUUAUUCUCCAAGAGCUAUAAUAUAUGAUCUUCAAGGAGGAUUUGGAUCAUUACUGAAAUAUGAAUAUCAUGAUCCUAAGAAUACUUUUAAUAAUAUUAGUCAAUCUCAUCAAUUAUUUACUAAUACUAAUGUUCUGAUUAUACCUAAAAAUCAAUAUCAAUUAAAUCUUGAUAAAGGUAUUACUGAACAAGAUUUAUUAACUACAUCUAAUACUAAAUAUUGGAGUGAUUAUAAUAAAUUAAUAUAUACUCCUAAAUCAUUGAAUACUAUUCCAAACUUUAAACAUAAUUCACAAUCAUAUGGAUAUCAUAAAAAUUUUGAAAAUUUAAAAUUUGAUAAUUUUAAAGUUGGAUCAGAUGAAUUCUCAACUAAUUUAGAUUAUGUUGAUAAUCAAAUAGAUAAUUUUAGAUAUCAUUUAGAAAAAUGUGAUUCUUUACAGGGUAUUAAUAUAAUUAGUGAAUUAAAUAGUGGUUGGAGUGGUUAUACAAAUGAAUUUUUAACAACUAUUAUUGAUGAAUAUUUUAAUAGUAAUCAUAAAAAUAGUAUUUGGUUAUAUGGAUUAAUAUCAUCAAGAAAUAUUGAUACAUCUAAGGGUUCAUCAAAAUUACUUUCAACUAUAUCACAAAUUAAAAGUUUAAUUGAAUUAAAUAAAAAUUGUUCACUUUUCUUUCCUAUAAAUAUGAAUCAAAUACCUUCCAACUCCAACGCAUUAUUAAAUGAUAAUUAUGAUAAUGAAAGUCUUUGGCAUUCAGCAUCAAUUUCAUCAUUAUUUAUAAAUUCAAUAUGGGGAAUCAAUAAUCAAUCAAAAAAUCUGACAUCUAUGAGUAUUAUGGAAGAUAUGAUAUUACGGGGGUAUGAGAAUAGAAAAAUUAUAAAUGAAAUUAAACUUAAUAAUCUUGAAUAUCCUCAAAUUGGAUUAUCUCAUAUUAAUAAUUUAAUUUCAAAUGUUGAUAUAAGUAACUAUUAUAAUGAAGGAAUAUCACCUCAACAAGCUUCUUUAACUUCUUCAGAAUCUUUAGAACUUAGUGUUCCAUCAUUUAUUCCUAAUUCUACUAAUUACAAAUCUUCUACAAAGUAUUUUAUUAAAAAUUAUAUUGUACCUGAAGAUCAUAAAGAAAUUGAAAAACAUUUAAUUGAUGAUAAUGAAGGUAAUGGUAUACCGAAAAAUCUUUUUAAGAAUAGAGAUAUGAAUGAUAUAUUAAAAGUAGAAACCUUCCCAUCAAAGAUUUUAAAAUCUCAAGAUAAAUUUACAUUCUAUUCUGAAUUCAAUAUUAAUACUAAUCUUAAACAAGAUUUAAAAUCAUAUCAAAAACUUAUUCGUAAUAUUCAUCCAAGUAGAAUUGAUGCCAUGGAAAUUUUAGAUGAUAAAGCAGAAUUAAUUGAAGAUAUUGAUUAUUUAAUUGAACAAUAUACUAUUGAUUAUGAAUUAAGUGAUGAACUGGAUGAUGAUGAUAUCUAAUAUAAAAGGGA
This is a messenger RNA of Scheffersomyces amazonensis, 2009 nucleotides long. RefSeq lists its product as uncharacterized. Gene Ontology annotation, cellular component: cytoplasm; mitochondrion. NCBI's taxonomy places the organism in Eukaryota, Fungi, Ascomycota, Pichiomycetes, Serinales, Debaryomycetaceae. The transcript has a single exon. Bases 379 to 1998 code for a protein of 539 amino acids. Gene Ontology annotation, biological process: mitochondrion organization. The record is from RefSeq and is a predicted model, not a curated record.